CUAUCAAUAUAAGGAGAUUGUGCAGUCGAGAAUAUCAAGUCUUUAAGCGCUUACCUGCAUUAUCCUGAAAUUUCCAUUCUUCUAUGCAUAGGGCCAUCCUUUGAAGGAUUAGUUUUGAGCCUCAGAUGAUGAUGCAUUUCUUUAUAAGAGGCUAGCAUUUUAUCUUGAGUUCCCAUCUCCUUCAUCAAUUGUAGACAUAAGAAAAUGGCAAUAGUUGAAGAUGACCGCUCCAGAUUUUCCUGCCUGAACAAGGAACUUGAGGCAGCUCUAGCUAAGAACAAGUUGCUGGAGGAGGCAAAUCAAGAACUAAGACAAGAUGUGAUCCGUUUGAAAAUGCAGUUGAGUGCACUCAAAGCCCAUGAUAAUGAGAGGAAGGCUAUGUUAUGGAAAAAGUUACAGAACUCCAUCGAUAAAGUAGAUCAAGAGAGACCACAUAUGGAAAAAGGUGUUGGGGAAAGGAACAGACAUUUCCAUGCAGAACUUCUUCAAUACACAUCUGACAAGACAAAAACUGACAUACCAAAACCUAAAUCUAUGCUGACUGUUGCCACACAACCAUUGCACAAGCAUAAAGUGCCACCACCACCACCACCACCACCACCAUCAUCUCCACCAGCCAGAGCCCCAAUAUGUUGUCCUCCUCCCCCGCCACCACCACCAAGCUCGACUGUGGUUAGAUCUAAAUCAAUACAACGAGUGCCCCAGGUGAUGGAGUUCUAUCGUUUACUCAUGAAGAGGGAUGCUCAUCAGGAGCAAAAAAUCAAUCUCGCAACCACUGCUCCAGUUAUAAAUCCAAGGAACAUGAUUGGUGAAAUCGAGAACCGAUCCACUUACCAUUUAGCAAUUAAGUCAGAAGUGGAAACACAAGGAGAAUUCAUAAGCUUCCUUAUAAGAACAGUAGCAACCGCAUCAUUCAAAGACAUGUCCGAAGUUGAAUCAUUUGUCAAAUGGUUGGAUGGUGAACUAGCUUGCCUGGUUGAUGAACGAGCUGUAUUGAAGCAUUUCCCUCAAUGGCCUGAGAGGAAAGCGGAUGCAUUAAGGGAGGCAGCUUUUAACUACCAGAGCCUGAAGAGCCUUGAAUCAGACAUCUUGUUAUUAAAGGACAACCCAAAAUUGCACUUCUCACAGUUAUUAAGAAGGAUACAAGCACUACAAGACAGAUUGGAACAAAGUGUUGAUAACAUUGAGAGGGUUAGAGAAACUACAAGCAAGAGAUAUAAGGAAUUCAAUAUUCCUUCUGGAUGGAUGCUCAACACAGGUGUACUUGGUCAGCUGCAGUUGAAAUUGAGUUCACUGACAUUGGCAAGGGCGUACAUGAGAAGGGUAACCAGCGAACUUCAGGAGAGGAUAAACUCACAAGAUGAGGACCUCUUGCUUCAAGGAGUCCGGUUUGGUUUUCGAGUGCACCAGUUUGCAGGUGGUUUUGAUGCAGAAACCAAGCAUGUAUUUGAAGAACUAAGGUUGGUUCGAACAUCUAGAGAUAAAAAAACAGAAUAUGGUGUGUUAGGAUAAACCAGGUUAGUAAAAAACUACAACAAAAGAUUGUGGAAUUGGGCAACCAACUACUGGGAAGGCGAAAUUGUAAGGAUUUUAUUAGAUAAAGUAUAUAAGAGCUAGUAUAUGUAAUGUUGCUAAGGAAGCUUCUGUUCCAGAUGUAAAGUUUCAAUAUUGCAUUUUCAUAGA
Messenger RNA from Impatiens glandulifera, 1683 nucleotides. RefSeq names its product protein CHUP1, chloroplastic. The record is from RefSeq and is a predicted model, not a curated record. NCBI's taxonomy places the organism in Eukaryota, Viridiplantae, Streptophyta, Magnoliopsida, Ericales, Balsaminaceae. The coding region runs from base 205 to 1512 and encodes 435 amino acids. Gene Ontology annotation, biological process: chloroplast organization. The transcript is spliced from 5 exons. Gene Ontology annotation, cellular component: chloroplast outer membrane.